Molecule: messenger RNA, 2629 nt
Organism: Nerophis ophidion (straightnose pipefish)
Lineage: Eukaryota; Metazoa; Chordata; Actinopteri; Syngnathiformes; Syngnathidae
Product: zinc finger and SCAN domain-containing protein 12-like
Exons: 3
Coding region: 317-1750 (477 amino acids)
Biological process (GO): central nervous system development; regulation of transcription by RNA polymerase II
Cellular component (GO): nucleus
Molecular function (GO): RNA polymerase II cis-regulatory region sequence-specific DNA binding; DNA-binding transcription factor activity, RNA polymerase II-specific
Source: RefSeq, a predicted model, not a curated record
CAAUUGUUCCACGGUUGAGAACACCUCGAAGACGUAAAAACAAGAUGGUGUAUGAUGGACAAGGCGUUGUUGUCUGUUAUUAUAGUUAAUUGGUCCGAAUGAGAACAUACAUAAAUGUCGUUUAAAAGAGGAAACGCCGUUAAUAACAGUUUGUAUCUGGAUACAUUCGUCUGAGUGCACGUUGACGCUUCUCGUGCUAGCCUAGCAUGCUAGUUAGCUUAGCUUGUUAGCUGCUAACAAAAAAAGGCGGAAGUGAUCAAAACACAUCGCUAAGCAGAGAUCAAAUGUGAGUUUAAAGUGUUGUGAUUGUGUGAAAAUGCCCAAAUUACAAAUGCUGAGAGCGCUGGUGAAUCAGCGACUAACCGCUGCGGUUGAAGAAAUAUUUGCGAUGUUCGAAAGAACCAUAGCGGAGUACGAGGAAGAACUUUCUCGAACAAAAGAGGAGAAGGAGCGACAACAUCAACUACUGGACGCUGUUUUCAAGAAACAUCAAGUUGUGUCACGCAGAACAGACGUCCAGCAGCCCCCCCACAUUAAAGAGGAAGAGGAGGAAGUGUGGAUCACCCAGGUGGGACCCUGUCUUCUAGGGCAGGAGGAGGCUGAUCUCAGCAAGUUUCCACUGACUGUUGUCUCUGUGAAGACUGAAGAGCAUGAAGACAAACCACCUGAGUCCUCACAGCUUCAUCACAGUCCAAACGUGUGUGAAGGACAUCUCCCUGAACAGCAGGAGUGGAGCUCAAGGAUGGUAAGAGAGGAGCCACAGCCCUCCUACAUUAAAGAGGAAGAGGAGGAACACAACAUCAGUUCGGAGAGAGAGCAUCUUGAAGGACUGGAGGAGCUUGAUGUCAGCAAGAUGCCAGUGACUGGUGUCCCUGUGAAGAGUGAAGUCGAUAAGGAGAAGAGAGAGGCGGAGCCUCCGAGCAGCAGCUCAACAGAAGCUGAUGGAGACCACUGUGGAGGAUCACAAGCAGACAAGCUCUUAGCUCCACUAUCAGAUAGUGAGGACACAACGUCACACUCUCCUGACACUGAUGAUGAAGACUCUAAAGAUGAUAAGACAUGUCACACUGACAACACACACUUCACGUGUUCUCACUGCGACAAAACUUUCAGAUAUCCUUGUUAUCUCAAAGUACACAUGAGAAUACACAGUGGAGAUAAGCAUUUUCACUGCUCAGUCUGUGGUAAUGGAUUUGCACAAAAAAAUGCGUUGAAAGACCAUAUGAAAACACACACUGGAGAAAAACCCUGUUCCUGUUCAAUCUGCGGUAAAGGUUUUGUACAUAUUAGCUAUUUAAAAGUACACAUGAGAACACACACAGGAGAAAAGUCUUUUAUCUGUUCAAUCUGCGGUAAAGGUUUUGUAGAAAGUACCAACUUGAAAGUACACAUGAGAACACACACCGGAGAAAAACCUUUUACAUGUUCAAUCUGCAGUAAAGGUUUUGUACAAAGUCAAUAUUUAAAAGUACAUAUGAGGAUACAUACUGGCGAAAAACCUUUUACCUGUUCAAUCUGUGGUAAAGGUUUUGUCGGGAGUCAUAGUUUGAAAGCACACCUGAGAACACACACUGGAGAAAAACCUUUUUCCUGUUCCAUUUGCGGUAAAGGUUUGAAAUCGGGUCAAAAUUUGAAAGUGCACAUGCGAACACACACAGGUGAAAAACCAUACUUAUGUUUAAGCUGCGACAAAAGCUUCUGUCACCAUACGGCAUUUGUGCGACACAUGAGUACACACGCUGGUGAUUAAGUGUUGAGUUGCAGUGUGUGUGGUGAAAUAUUAUCUUCUAAGUACCAGUGUAAGAAACACAAGUGUGCUGGUGAGAACAGCAGCAGAAAAUCAAGAUGCAGGAUUUGAAAUAAACCGUCGGGUUCAUCAGUUAAUGCUCCAAGAUUGGUUAGAUCUGGGACUAGUUUAAGGACUAGAUCUGACCAAUUUAAGUCAAUAGGAGCAUGAACUGAUAAGUUAAAAUUAAAGUAGCAAUGAUUGUCACACACACACGAGGUGUGGCGAAAUUAUUCUCUGCAUUUGACCCUUCACCCUUGAUCACCCCCCUGGAAGGUGAGGGGAGCAGUGGGUAGCAGCGGUGGCCACGCUUGGGGGCGUAGUGUUAAGAGUGUCUGCCCUGAGAUCGGUAGGUUGUGAGUUCAAACCCCGGCCGAGUCAUACCAAAGAUUAUAAAAAUGGGAGCCAUUACCUCCCUGCUUGGUACUCAGCAUCAAGGGUUGGAAUUGGGGGUUAAGUCAGUGGCGAAACGUCUUCUAAGACAAACCAAACAGUCCAGUUGUGAUCGAUUGAAUGCCCUGAGAUGACAAUGUCCUGAAUGAAAUAAAACAUUCAAAGACAUCUUGUUAAUUAUAUUUAUUACUCUCUUUUGUAAAAUGAAUAUAUUGAUUUUUGUGUUUGUUUUUGUAUUCAGACCUACCAUGAAUUGAUUAACGUGGACCCCGACUUAAACAAGUUGAAAAACUUAUUGGGGUGUUACCAUUUAGUGGUCAAUUGUACGGAAUAUGUACUGUACUGUGCAAUCUACUAAUAAAAGUAUCAAUCAAUCAAUCAAUCAAAACCUUUACGUAACAAGCAAUGAAUGAUUUAACAAAAAAUGAGUAAAUAAAUGUAGUGAGUAUU